Molecule: messenger RNA, 390 nt
Organism: Myotis lucifugus (little brown bat)
Lineage: Eukaryota; Metazoa; Chordata; Mammalia; Chiroptera; Vespertilionidae
Product: keratin-associated protein 19-5-like
Exons: 2
Coding region: 1-390 (129 amino acids)
Source: RefSeq, a predicted model, not a curated record
AUGUGCUACUAUGGCAGCUACUACGGAGGCCGCGGCUACGGCUGGGGCGGCUUCGGGGGCCUGGGCUGUGGCUAUGGCUCCGGCUGGGGCUGGGGAGGCCUUGGGGGCCUGGGCUGUGGCUAUGGCUACAGAAGCUAUGGCUGUGGCUGCUGGCGACCUCGUCUUGAACAGAAACACACUCCCCCUGACACCAUGAGCUACUAUGGCAGCUACUACGGAGGCCGUGGCUACGGCUGGGGCGGCUUCGGCGGCCUGGGCUGUGGCUAUGGCUCCGGCUGGGGCUGGGGAGGCCUUGGGGGCCUGGGCUGUGGCUAUGGUUACAGAAGCUAUGGCUGUGGCUGCUGGCCGCCGUCCUGCUGCGGGGGAUACGGAUACUCUGGCUUCUACUGA